Aspergillus ibericus CBS 121593 is the source of this 2796-nucleotide messenger RNA. RefSeq lists its product as uncharacterized. The transcript has a single exon. NCBI's taxonomy places the organism in Eukaryota, Fungi, Ascomycota, Eurotiomycetes, Eurotiales, Aspergillaceae. The coding region runs from base 110 to 2695 and encodes 861 amino acids. The record is from RefSeq and is a predicted model, not a curated record.
GCAUCGACUUCCAGAAGCAGAAUAGGCAGCGACUCGAGUGCAUGGGUUAACACGUCCUACGUCAAGAAAACAGGUGGCGAGCUUGCACCGAUAGCAGGAAGAAACGACAAUGCCGCCUUUGACUACGGUGAUCGCGAUUGCCGUCAGCUGUUCCGUCAUCUUCAUCGUUUCGGCCAUAGUUGGCACGGUCAUUUGGAUAAGGGUCCGUCAGGAUCGCUUGUCGCUGGCUGUGGCAAACGCGAAACAUGAUGGAUAUGCCCUGCAGCAAUACCACGGCGAGACGCUGACGGAACUAUCGAGGGAAGAGGGCACCGCGUUACGACAGUAUGGACAGCUUCCAUACGGAAAGCCGUCCGAAUGGGGAGUACUCUCAUCUCGGGAGAGUCUCAUCCAGUCCCCAAUCGAGUCCGACACGUCGUCUCCCUUGGAGGAAAAAGCCCGUGAGAUGCGCCGUUCCCUCACCCGAUCCCUGUCGAGCCGAUCAGCACGAUUGUCCAGACACCUUCUCGGGUCCCAGCGCCUGAGUUCGCUGUCCCCGCUGACAGAGCGAUCGGAGAAGCGCCAGUCUGCUUCGCCGACAGUGUCCGGUAUUGAUGAAGGUGUGACCAACUCCGCGGUCGAGGGAGCAUUCGAACUGGCAACGGAGACCACCCCGAGACACACGCCCGACCGGGAAGAGGAGCAGAUCAGAGCGAACAUGACCAUCCGACCAGUCUCCGGAGCGUGGCCAUUGAUGCACCAAAGGGAACGGUCUGGUAACCUGUAUCCGCUCAUGGAGGAUAAGCCAGAUGGGCCGCCCUACAGUAGUAGCGGGCUCCGAGGGGGAAGCAUCACGUCCCAGACGGCCGGAGCUGCCCCCGAGCAGCCGGUCCCUCCGCCGCCGUGUGCUUACCCCCCGAAUCGCUUUCGUCUCUCCAAGAAUGAUACUACCGGGCUCUCAUCGCUGAGUCUCGAGACCGCCGACAGCUCCAUUCUGGAAGAUAGCCGGCGUACAUCGACCAAUCUGGACAGUACUUUUACCUCGCCAGCGUUACCCCCUUGCCCCACGUUCGCCCCGUUUGAUGCCAACGAUGUCGGGCGAAUGGAAUAUGAUCGCAGAGGGCGUACCACACCCGGCCCAGUCGUGCCAUCUCCAUUCGUUUUCCCUGCAUCGGCUAGCGCGAUGUGGGAGGGCCAGAGGCUUGAACCAGACCGCACCUCUCCUCGUCGCAGCUUGACCACGCGAAGCCCGACCCAUUCGAUGGAACGCAUCAGCCCACCGCCACGCCGCAGCGAGUCUCUGUCUGAAAGCAAGUCUAGGCGGGACUCGUCCUUGUGGGUGAAGCCUCUAGACCUGAGUCGUCCCCCUUCGCUCAACCCGUCCGGAUCCAGUGGAGGCUUGUUGCCGCACUUCAGCCAAAUGCAGCGGCAUACCAUGCAUGGGGAUCAACGACGAGAGUUGGAUCCCUUCUACAAUGGGACAGGCAAUCCCGACACGAUCAAUGACCCCGCCUCACGGCAGAGGCCAGUCAGUGCUGGAAUGCAGGAAGUUCCCCUACAGGGCCCAGCUGGUCAUCUAAAACCGCCGCUGCCGUCUGCACUCAAAGGUGGCAAUGGUACGCGCAAGGGGCACCGCCGGCAGAACUGUGUCCGCAUCUCAAUCCAUCCACCCAUCACAUUCGGGGGCUCUGUUUUCUCUCCAAUGGCCGAGGAGCCUGAGCUCGAGAGCGGGGCCCAGGUAUCCAGCCUAUCCACACCUCAUAUAUCACUUCGCUCCAGUGUCUCUAGCUUUUCCGUGGACAGAAACAGCUACCAGGAUCAGCAUAAGGAACACCCGCGAAUCACAGAGUUGCCCGAUGAGCCGCCGCGCAACUCCCAGGGACCCCAGGGACCGCCGAAGCGAAGGGUGAAUCCGCCCACCGAUGCCACGGAUAGCACUCUCCGCAUUAUGGACCUUGAAAAGUCAUUGCCCGAGAUCGUCACGACUCUCCCGCCCCCCAAGAUUGAUACCAGUUUGUCGAGUACACCGUCUCCGGAAAAGAAUAGUCCGGUCUGGAUGAUCCCGAACUACAACAGCUCGCCGACGGGGUUCGAGAACUCUUCCAACCCCGGCAGUCCCCGUCGCUCCGCCGUCAAGGGACCGCGGCACCCUCCGCCGAAGUCGGCAGCACGCAACAGCUAUCGCUCCUUGAACACGCUUGAGGAUAAUGUCAGGGCUCCAUUAAGCCCCCCCGCGCGUCAACGCCCUCCAAACCAGAGAAAGGAGCAGGGACGAAGCGCAGCUGAUACAUCAAGGGACACUAGACAACUGAUAGGCCCACGGAGUCAGGCCCCCCCGGGGCACUCCAGCCGGAAUGAUGCCCCGUCGAUCAGACAGGGGCCGCCGCCGCAGCACCACCGACAGUCAUCGUCUGGCAUGUCCAAGCCACUCCUCGCGAACGGCGGAAUAAUUGUCCCUAUCUGGGAAGACAAGGCGUCCGAACGCAAAGGGCCCCGGCAGUCGUCAGUCGCGCCCAGUGAGCCCUCUGGCAACUACGGCAAGGCACCACGAGCGGAACGGCAAAAGAGCCACGGGCCCGCGGACAAAUCGCCGGGCAAACCCAACUACGCUGCCCGACAAGGGUUUCGCACCCCGACGAAAAAGCCGGUGGGAUUGGGGAUCGGCGCCGCGACCCCGGCGAGCUUGUAUGACGGUGACGGGUUUCUGAAGGAGUAGGUGCUGUUGCUCCGGAGGGUCCGGAGAUUCGUUUCUUGUCUGUCUCCUUUGCUUGGUUAGCAUGCGGGCGUGUCUACUAUUCACUGUAAAGAUAAGCGUAG